AGGUAAGGAUAAUUUAAUUAAAAAAAAGAGAAAAAAAAAAAACAAACAAAACACGCAAAGGCCAUGUGGAAGCACACAGAGAGAGAAAAGAAAUUACUCUCUUAGUUCCCAUCAACAAGCAAUGUUUGGCCAUGUUCCAGGAAGCACGGCCUGAAUAUCUGUAGCAGUUCUUUGUGAGGACAGACGUCCUCAUAACAAGGGCCCCCCAUCUCGUUCCCCUUCCCCACCUUUUAUUGCUGAGUGUGACACCAUAUGGUAUGGAAUAUCCCUUCAGUUGUUUUAGGUCAGCUGCCGUGGUGGUGUCCCCUCCCACCUCUUCAGCUUCAGAAUCACUGAGGAAGGUAUUUGGACAGGGUUUGUUUAAAAUGCUUGAUCCUCCAGUAAAUAGUGAAGUUGAAGAGCUAGAUGUAGAAAUUCUUGCCAUAUUGAACAAGCAGACGUCAUGCUGAUGCUGAGCUGUCUGUGCCUCCUCUUUCCAAUAGGGUGUUUCUGUGCACCUUUUCAGUUCUCCAUAUUAUUUGUAAUUUCAUGUGUGAACUGGGGGAAAAUCAUAAACAGAGAAGCUGUCAAGUCAGUUUACUCUUCAGAGGCUGUUCUUCUGAGAGGAAGGCCACUGAUAAAUACUGCCUUAGUAUCAUGAAUUCAGAAGGAAUGCUUCCUGCACCGAUAAUGUGAUAAUAGAGCACGUUAACAGAUCACAACAAGAAUUCAGAUCUAUUCUUGUUGAAUGCAGUUUAUCUUUCCUUGCCUUUAAGUGGCUUUAUUGUCAGUUUUGUGUAGCAGCCUUCCCUGCUGCUCUGUUUCUGAAUGAAUCAAUUAGUGAUAUUACUGAUAGAGAUUUGUUCAGUUGUGUCACUGUGUCAUGCCUAAAAAACUUCUGUGUUCCUGGCAACGGUUGUUUUCUCAUACCGAGAUGGUUUUCUAGCUUCCUAAGACCACAAAUAGAGUCCAUGAUCUACUUGUCCUGUUCUUUAUUGAUUCCUGGAAAACAACCUGGUGACUGGGUGAGACGGCACAUCAGAGCCCAGGAGUGCUGCGUUCUGGGCUCUUACUGUGUGUCUUGCUGUGAAGUAUGAUACUGUGCUGCAGGAUCUAGAGACCAAGAGAUGCGCCACGGGGCUGUCAUGUGGGGAACAGAAACCUGAGGAAGCAGGAUCAUGGAUUUUCCAGGACACUUUGAGCAAAUCUUUCAGCAGCUCAACUACCAGAGGCUUCAUGGCCAACUUUGUGACUGCGUCAUUGUAGUGGGAAACAGGCAUUUCAAAGCCCAUCGCUCCGUUUUGGCAGCGUGUAGCACGCAUUUCCGAGCUCUCUUUACUGUAGCAGAAGGAGAUCAAACCAUGAAUAUGAUUCAGCUGGAUAGUGAAGUGGUGACAGCAGAAGCUUUUGCUGCUCUCAUAGACAUGAUGUACACUUCCACACUAAUGCUUGGAGAGAGCAAUGUUAUGGAUGUCUUGCUGGCUGCAUCUCACUUACAUUUGAACUCUGUUGUUAAAGCAUGCAAACACUACCUUACUACCAGGACACUGCCAAUGUCUCCACCGACUGAUAGAGUUCAAGAGCAAAAUGCACGCAUGCAGCGGUCUUUCAUGCUUCAGCAGCUUGGGCUGAGUAUUGUGAGCUCUGCCUUAAAUUCCAGUCAGAGCUCAGAGGAGCAACCAAACACAAUGAGCUCCACGAUGAGAAGUAACAUAGAACAGCGCACUACUUUUCCGAUUCGCCGUCUCCACAAGCGUAAGCAGUCUUCAGAAGAUCGGGCCAGGCAGCGAAUGAGGCCUGCCAUAGAUGAGUCUGUUUCUGAUGUGACUCCAGAGAGUGCGCAGUCAGUAGUUCAUUCACGGGAGGAUUUCUUUUCAGCAGAUUCACUGAAGAUUGUGGACAACUCAAAGGCUGAUGCCAUCACUGAUAACCAGGAGGAUAGUACUAUUAUGUUUGAUCAGUCUUUCAGUGCUCAGGAAGAUACUCAAGUGCCCAGCCAGUCUGACAACAGUGGAGGAAACAUUCCACAGAUGUCCAUGGCAUCCCAGGCAACACAAGUGGAAACCAGCUUCGACCAGGAGGCUGCAUCUGAAAAGAACAACUUCCCAUGUGACAAUCCAGAGGUCAGUUUAAACGAAAAGGAGCACAUGAGGGUGGUGGUUAAAUCUGAGCCCUUGAGCUCCCCAGAGCCUCAGGAUGAGGUGAGUGAUGUCACAUCCCAAGCAGAAGGCAGCGAGUCUGUUGAAGUGGAAGGAGUUGUUGUCAGCGCAGAGAAGAUAGAGCUAAGUCCUGAGAGCAGUGAUCGUAGCUUUUCUGAUCCGCAGUCUAGUACUGAUAGGGUGGGAGAUAUCCAUAUUAUGGAGGUGUCAAAUAACCUGGAACACAAGUCAUCUUUCAGUAUCUCAAAUUUUCUGAAUAAAAGCAGGGGUGGCAGCUAUGGUGCUAGUCAAAAUAAUGAUGACAACAUUCCAAAUACAACAAGUGACUGCAGAAUGGACAGCGAUGCCUCUUACCUGAUGAGUCCAGAAUCAGGGCCUGCUAGUGGUCAUUCAUCUGCCACGGUCUCUCAUGUUGAGAAUCCUUUCAGUGAGCCUGCAGAGUCUCAUUUUGUUAGACCAAUGCAGGAUGUGAUGGGUCUUCCCUGUGUGCAGACUUCGGGGUACCGGGCUGCAGAACAGUUUGGCAUGGACUUUCCACGGUCGGGCUUGGGCCUCCAUUCUCUCUCAAGAGCUAUGAUAGGCUCUGUAAGAGGGGGAGCCAGCAGCUUUCCUGGCUACCGCCGCAUAGCCCCCAAAAUGCCUGUUGUGACCUCUGUCAGGAGCUCCCAGCUGCAGGAUAACUCAUCCGGUUCCCAGCUGAUCAUGAAUGGGACCACUUCUUUUGAUAAUGGGCAUCCUUCACAACCUGGUCCACCACAGCUGACAAGGGCAUCUGCAGAUGUUCUUUCAAAAUGUAAGAAAGCCUUAUCCGAGCACAACGUCUUGGUUGUAGAAGGUGCACGCAAAUAUGCAUGUAAGAUCUGCUGCAAGACUUUUUUGACCUUAACAGACUGUAAGAAACACAUCCGUGUGCACACAGGAGAAAAGCCUUACGCCUGUCUGAAGUGUGGCAAACGAUUCAGCCAGUCCAGCCACCUGUACAAACAUUCCAAAACAACCUGUCUGAGGUGGCAGAGCAGCAACCUACCUAGCACUUUGCUUUAACCGUUUCCACCCCCCAGCCUGAAUGAGAGUGCCAGUACAAACUCUUUAACUCUCUGAAGCACUGCAGGAACUUUAACACUAUUUUGCUCAAGCUAAGAAGCUGCUCUCAUAGAUCCGUGAACACUUGUGUGUGGUUGUGCCACACGCAAAAGUCUUGGUUCUGUAAAUUGGGGAUAAUACCAUACCUACCUCACAGGGGUGUUGUGAGGCUUAAGCAACUGUUAGUGAAGAACUUUGUGGUCCUCAGAAGUCAGCACUACACAGUCUGUAGAUGUGUGAAAUGUUACUGUUACGUACAUGCAAGCCUGGGGCUUACAGGGAUACAGCCCCUAAAACUAAGUUCCUUUGCAUGGCAGAGGGGGUCAGGAUUGAGUGAGAGUGAUCUCAUGAAGUAACACGUUUCAAGAACGAGAAACUGAAGUGCUAAUUUCUUGUGUUUUUUUUUUCUCCUGAAGUAUUUUGUAAAAGUGAAAACAUUUAAAUAAAUAAUCUGCAAAAAUCAAGUUGUUGCAUUAUGUGUGAAUGGUAAUGCAAAGAGCUGUUUACUGCAGAUUGCAUAUCUUUAGAAGAAAAACAACUUUGGAUGCACCUGUCUGACAUAAAAUGCUUUAAAAUAUGCUAAUUAUAAAAUAGUUUUAGGGUUCUGAAUGUAUGUUUGCUUGUUUUGUAGUAAAGAACACUGUGUAAUGAAGGUGCUUAAAUUAAAUCCAAGACAAGUAACUUUUGGACUACCACUUGUAUAUAUACUUGGAAUACAGCAAGAUCUGGAUGUUUCACUGAUUUUUUUUCUCUGUAGAAGAAACUUGUAUUAAGUGAUAAGUGAAGUACUGUUUCUUGUUUGUGCUAUUCUUAGCAGUAUCUUAACCAAUUUGUAUUUCCUAUCUUAAAAUUCCAUAUACACAACAGUCUGAAAAGAGCUUGUCUUUGUCUGUUUUGUUAUUUUGAAUGAGAGAGAGAAUUUGUGAUGGCAUUUUUUUAGUGUUUAAGAUAGUCUCUUGCUAUUCCCAGACAUGCCGAUAGUCAGUCUGAUCCACUUUACUGCAUAAGCACGUUGUUCUUUUCUGGUACUCUUUUCUUCAGGCUUUAAUUUUCUCCUCUGUACGCUUACUUUCCCUCACAAUUAUGAAUUGUUUCUUACAUCAGAGGAGUCAGGAAUGGUCCUUGCUUGCCAUAUUUAUUUAUGUUUCUAUGUAAAGUGUAGUAAACAAAUCCAAUCCUUUUGUUUAAAGUAGUCAUAAAUGUACCUUUCUACAUAAAGUUAAAAAAAGAGAAUAGCAUAAAUUUAAUUAAAAAAAUAGCACUGCACACUUUGUAAAGCAGAAAUUCAGUGAUCUUUGUUCUUUGAGAGAACAGCAUACAUCUUGUUUAAUUUCCUCCUCUUUGAUACCAUUGUAACUAAUAGUAUUUGCAGUGUCUCGUUUUCUUUGUUGGAUGCAUGUGAACUACCAGCUUUCAGAAUGCUGGGUUUCUACAUUUGGAGUGCUUCUCCUGAUAAAUGCUGUUCUACCAUAUUGAAGCUGGGUCAGGGCUUCAGCACAUCCAUGCUACUCUGGAGAGACAGAUGAUUGAUGUUUCCUGGCAUUUAAGUCACAGAGCAACUGCUUUCUGUUAAUACAAAAACAAUUUGCAAACUUUUUUUUUUUUUGAUUCUAUAUAGCCAAGAUAUCCUGUGUGAUGAUACUCAGCAGUUUUAAGGAGUUUGUGUUCCUAGUAGUUAAUCUUAAACAUCUUGGUCUUGUGUUUUGCUAAACAGAAAAUAAAAUCCUAAUACGCACUCCCAUAGGUCAUUUACCAGGAUGAACUGUGAACACUGUUGAAGACUACAAACCAAACAUUCAUUGUCAGACCAAAGGAAACAUAAAAAGCUUUCUGUACCUGGCUUUAUGUGAAACAGUAGUCAGCUACUGAAGAAAUGUCUAGUUACACCUCUCCGUGCUGAAAAGAAAAUUGCCAAAUGUCUGUCAAUGUGUCACUUACACCUUGAGCAUCCAAGGUAAACAGGAACAUGGAAACAUGAGUGAUUGAAUUGAUUCCUUUAAAAAGUUAAAAAUUCUUUAUUUAAUGGUCAUAUUUGUAGCUCUUGAUUUUUAAAGAAGUAAAACAAUGUGACAUUUUUAAAAGCUUUAGGAUAUGCCACUUUUUUUUUUUUAUAACCAUUUUGAUAUUGGGGGACUGAAGGCAUUGAGGGAUACUAAAUAAUCUCACUAAAACAUGAAUAAAAUACAAUAUUUUGUACUUCAGUAUAUUCUUGUUGGUGUCUUGCCUUAUUGGUAGCAUUCUGGCUGGUUGUUUCAUCUUUCUUGCAUUUCUACCAUUCUGUUAAAAACUAGUUUUUUUUUUUAAUAUACAUUUUCUGUAUGUUUCCUACAAUGCAUCUGAAAUCCUACAGCAUGUAGGAAUAAAGCAGCUGUGUGAGUACGGAGAUUAAUUAAAAACUAAUGUGAUCAGGUAAACGUAUUAAACUGUACUUUUUCAAAAUCUGUUCUUUUAUAAUAAAUUUUCAUGUUGUUGUGAAAUACCAGACCUUGUGUGGGAGGACUCCUCUCC
Molecule: messenger RNA, 5729 nt
Organism: Cygnus atratus (black swan)
Lineage: Eukaryota; Metazoa; Chordata; Aves; Anseriformes; Anatidae
Gene: ZBTB5
Product: zinc finger and BTB domain containing 5
Exons: 2
Coding region: 1158-3182 (674 amino acids)
Biological process (GO): regulation of transcription by RNA polymerase II
Cellular component (GO): nucleus
Molecular function (GO): DNA-binding transcription factor activity, RNA polymerase II-specific; RNA polymerase II cis-regulatory region sequence-specific DNA binding; protein binding
Source: RefSeq, a predicted model, not a curated record